AUGAAAGAUUUCACAGAAAAUAAUGCCUAUAAUUAUGAUAAUUAUGAUACUAAUGAUAUAGUGAUGGGUGUCAACUCAGUUACUAGCUUAACCACUACCUUUAAAAGUAUUAAUAGUGCAACUAGUGAAACUGUUAGUAAAGACACUAGCAAAAUUAUUAACAAAAUCAUUAGCGAAAUUACUAGUAAAACUACUAGCAAUACUGCUAGUGAAAUCACCAGUGAAAUCACUAGCAAAAUCACCAGUAAAGCUACUAGUAAAACUACUAGCAAAACUAUAUUAAGAGUACUUUCCGAACUACUUACAGAAUAUCCACAAGUGGUUAUAGGCUAA
Molecule: messenger RNA, 333 nt
Organism: Dentiscutata heterogama
Lineage: Eukaryota; Fungi; Glomeromycota; Glomeromycetes; Diversisporales; Gigasporaceae
Source: the annotation of a GenBank genome assembly